AAGCUAUAUAUAGAAUUGAUAUCACUUGAAAGAAACUAUAAAAGUUAUCAUUUAACGCUAAAAUGGCUAAAUCUGACAGUUCACCUUUGACCCUAACAGCUGAUCACACAUGACCUGUAGUGACCCUAUCCUCCAGACGGAAAGCGAUUUCCACACACGCGACCAGAUUAUACUUCACCAAAAAACGACAAGAUUUCGUUCCGCUGAGAACCACGGCUUUUUGACAAGAUGCCAAAGGAAGAUCAAGAGGAGGAGCUGGAGGUCUUGCAGUCCAUCUAUGAGUCUGACGAGUGCUUCAAGGAGGUCAACAGCACAACAUUUCAGUAUAGAAUAGGAGAUGAGGGGGAGCAGAUGUCGUUCCUGUUAGAAGUGUCCUGGGGUGAAGACUACCCUGAAGUCACCCCUGAUAUCAGUCUGGAUGCCUUCUACAACAAUCAUAUACAUAGGGAAAUUAAAGAUGACAUUUUACAAAGACUAAAAAAACAGGCAGAAGAGAACCUGGGCCUUGCCAUGACGUUUACGUUGAUAGAGUGGGCCAAGGAGAACAGGGAGGACCUGAUGGCCAAACAGCUGGAGAUACUGGAGAAUAAGAGAAUAGAAGGAGAACAGAAGGCCCAGGAGAGCCCAGAGAGGCAGGUGGAACAGGUGACAGGCAAUAAGAAAGAGAAGAAGGAGCAGCUCACCAAGGCACAGAAGAGGAGAUUAGCUGACAGAACAGAUUAUAAAGGGGAGAGGCCGAGGGGCUGGGACUGGGUUGACGUGGUCAAACAUCUUAGCAAGACAGGAGGAGGCAAGCAGGAUGGCUGAGGGACUGCACAGCACAACUCUUUUACUCUCCAAGCAUAGGUUCAGCUCCGGCUGAUUUUCACAUGUUUUCUUGUGCUAUGAUGCCCAUUUCCUUCAUGUCUGCCUGACAAACCUCUACUGGCAGACAUGAAGAUAGCAGUGUAAAAUCGAAAGGCAGACAAAAAUGCCCGCCCGACCUCUGCUUGGAGAGUGCCACUAGUACUGUUGUACAUGGAGAAAGCCUGACAAAAUAGGAAGCCUGACAAAAACUCCGGACCUCUGCUUGGAGAGUGAAACUGUUGUACAUGGAGAAAGCACAUGCAGGAACUCUUCAACAGGUGGAAGGAUCUCCUUGCUUCAAGAGUCUAACUAAAGGUUUUAUAUGUUCAAGACAAAACUGUCCACUAAGUCUUUCAUGCAACUACAAAUAACAUAAGGUUCUAUAAUUAUUAUGAGGCUUUUUUCUCAUGUUGUAUGCAAGACUCGGUAUCAUAUUUAUUGUAACACCAGUAAAUUGAUUUUGCUUAUGAGGCAAUGAAAUUACUUGAAUAAUCUUAUAAUAUAGCAUAUUUUAGAUUUCUUUGUAGGAAAA
This is a messenger RNA of Branchiostoma floridae (Florida lancelet), 1378 nucleotides long. Its product is annotated as RWD domain-containing protein 4-like. The record is from RefSeq and is a predicted model, not a curated record. Gene Ontology annotation, molecular function: protein binding. Bases 229 to 807 code for a protein of 192 amino acids. Lineage: Eukaryota; Metazoa; Chordata; Leptocardii; Amphioxiformes; Branchiostomatidae. The transcript has 8 exons.